Messenger RNA from Fraxinus pennsylvanica, 408 nucleotides. The record is from the annotation of a GenBank genome assembly. NCBI's taxonomy places the organism in Eukaryota, Viridiplantae, Streptophyta, Magnoliopsida, Lamiales, Oleaceae.
AUGUAUAAUGAUUCUACAAGGGAAAUAUGGAUCGAGCUUCGUGAUAGGUACAACCAAGGUAAUAGCACACGUGUAUAUGAAUUGAAGAAGCUGAUCGCUUCUAUCUCACAGGAGAAUGGUUCAAUUAGCUCCUACUUUAAUAGGUUCAAAGGACUUUGGGAAGAGUUGGAUAAUUAUAGGCCUGAUAUUAACAGCACUUGCUACAAACAAGAGGAUCAUGUCAUGCAAUUUUUAAUGGGGUUAGAUGAUCCAUUUUCUGCUGUUAGAAGUCAAAUGUUGUUAAUGGAUCCAUUGCCUUCGUUAAACAAGGUAUUUGCACUCAUUUUGCAAGAUGAAAGGCAUAAAGAUGCUACUGCUAAAAGGCCGCAACACUUUGAUGAAUGGACCAAAUGGAAAUCAGAGAUAUAA